This is a messenger RNA of Fukomys damarensis (Damara mole-rat), 1346 nucleotides long. RefSeq names its product SYF2 pre-mRNA splicing factor (gene Syf2). NCBI's taxonomy places the organism in Eukaryota, Metazoa, Chordata, Mammalia, Rodentia, Bathyergidae. The record is from RefSeq and is a predicted model, not a curated record. The coding region runs from base 66 to 800 and encodes 244 amino acids. Gene Ontology annotation, cellular component: Prp19 complex; catalytic step 2 spliceosome; post-mRNA release spliceosomal complex. The transcript is spliced from 7 exons.
GGCCGCCCGAAGGCCGACUGAAGUGUUCUGUGUUGUUGCCGGAAGUCGGAAGAGGGUGUCUUAUCAUGGCGGCUGCGACUGAAGUCGAGAAGGCUCCGGUGGACAUCGCAGAGGAGGGGUCUUGCUCGGGGGCAGAUGAGCUGGCCGCACAGAAGCGUGAACAGAGACUGCGAAAAUUCCGGGAGUUGCAUCUGAAGCGGAAUGAAGCUCGUAAAUUAAAUCACCAGGAAGUUGUGGAAGAAGAUAAAAGACUUAAGUUACCUGCAAAUUGGGAAGCCAAAAAAGCCCGUUUGGAAUGGGAGCUACAAGAAGAAGAAAAGAAAAAGGAAUGUGCAGCAAGAGGGGAAGACUAUGAGAAGGUGAAGUUGCUAGAGAUCAGUGCAGAAGAUGCAGAAAGGUGGGAGAGGAAAAAGAAGCGAAAAAACCCUGAUCUUGGAUUUUCAGAUUAUGCUGCUGCCCAGUUACGCCAGUAUCACCGGCUGACCAAGCAGAUCAAACCUGACAUGGAAACAUACAAGAGACUGAGAGAAAAAUAUGGCGAAGAGUUUUUCCCAACAUCCAACAGUCUUCUCCAUGGGACGCAUGUGCCUUCCACAGAAGAAAUUGAUAGAAUGGUCGUAGAUCUGGAAAAACAAAUUGAAAAACGAGACAAAUAUAGUCGAAGACGUCCUUACAAUGAUGAUGCAGACAUCGACUACAUUAAUGAAAGGAAUGCCAAAUUCAAUAAGAAAGCUGAAAGGUUCUAUGGGAAGUAUACGGCUGAAAUUAAACAGAAUUUGGAAAGAGGAACAGCUGUUUAAUCCCUUCCAGAACUGUUUUUAGAAGCUUGACAAUGGAGUGAAUAUUUCUGCUGGCAAAUUGAAGUUCUCUUUAAUAUUUUAUCAGUAAAUCAAAACAUAGUCUAUGCCUUCCCACUCAGCAUUUUAAAAUAAUAAAUGUUUUUUCUUAAAUGUAUACUUCAGUGUAUAUUUUGAUAGUUUUGUGCUAGGAUAAAAGAUGUAUUUCUUGUAGUGAAGUUGUUUUGUAAAAACCUACUUUCUAUAAGUCCUGAUUAUAUUAUUUUUCUAUGUAUUUUAAGUGUGUAUAACUGUUUAAUCUUUGAAACUUUUGGGCUUAAAAUUGCUGGCAGUGCACACAAAUACAGUCACUAUUGCUUUGAAUAUUGUAAAUUUGACAAAAUCUAGAGCUGGGCUGUGGAUCCGCUGGGGUUGAGGACCAAAGGCGGCAGUGGCCCUUGGAGUUGCUGGUGUACAGUCAGUGCUGCGCGUGACAAAUGCGGGGGCUGCAGGGCCAUCGUUGAGUAUCUGUCUACUGUGUAUAGUUCCUUUUUAAAAGAGCAAUAAAUG